AUGUGUGGUUGCCAGGGCGAUUGUCUCCGACAGCGACUUCCGCGUCCAUUCAUCUGCUUCACGUCCGACCUAUCUGAAAAGUUUGUUGUUAUAUAUUCCUCGCUCGAGUCUCCAGCGGCAUAUUUGGAAAUCCAAGGGCUCGAAGACCGUGUCCCGACCGCUUACUUCCCGAUUAGCUUCCUGCCAGGCACCUUGGUAAAAGCCUCAAGGACUGGUCUGCGGACGACAGUCACCACGAUUUUUUUCUCUUCUAAACCCACCCCACGUCUUUCCCCGUCUCUCUCCCCUCCUCAACCGCUAUCCCUGAAUAGGGAUAAGCCCCCACUCUCGUUAAAAACCUCACACUCUUUUCACGUACGAACGGCACCAAUUUUACGCCUACCACCAGCAUCCCAAUACACACGGAUGUUGAAAGCUCUCCUCGGCGCGUCGCUCUGCUUCGGGGUUGUGCACGCCCACCUGGCUGCCUGGCACAAGGGGAUGUACUGCCUGAAUGGCAACAAAGCCGGACAGGACCUCAACUCCUACGACAUUGUCACGCCGCUGUACCAGCUCUCCUUCAACGAUUGGUGGUUCCACCAUGUCAACGGUUGUGACAACUACCCGCCAGCGGAUGGUGAUUACAUUGACCUGCCGGCCGGCGGAUCCUUCACCAUCGAAAUUGGGUCGAACCGCGCGAAGACAUCGCUUUCGUAUGGAGGACGUGAUAUGUCGGACUGGCCUGAUGGCAGCACCUACCCCGAGGAUUAUAAUGUCCCCUCAUGCAUCACUUCUCCUAACAUGCACGCCCAGAACCGCUCGAUGGCUGCCGGCACCGCGUUCGCCAUCUCCUACCAGUCGGAUAUCAAGGCUGUGACGCCAGAAAACCUCGUCGUCUUCACCGUUCGCUACAACACCCCAUGGAAACGAGUUGUCGUUUAUGACGUCCCAGCCGCUAUGCCUCCCUGCCCAGCAGGUGGCUGCAUCUGCGCAUGGGGCUGGGUGCCCAACAACUGCGGGCAGCCGAACAUGUACCACCAGCCUUUCAGGUGCCGUGUCUCCGGCUCGACGUCCAACACGCCUUUGGCCGCACCGAAGCCCCCGGUGUGGUGCGAGAACAACCCCGGUGCGUGCACGAAGGGCGCGAAGCAGAUGGUGUACUGGAACCAGAACGAGAGGAACAACAUCUGGGUUUCGGGCUAUGAUGCGGCUGGAGAUUUUAAGAGCCCGACGUACAAUGCCAAGCUUGGGUUCAAGGACGGCGCACAGAACGACAUCUUCGCCGGGGCGCCAUCUUCAGGUAGCAGCUCCUCGAACUCGGGUUCCAGUUCAGGUUCCUCCUCUUCCAAUUCGGGCUCUUCCUCUAACUCGGGCUCUUCAAACUCUGGGUCCUCUGGGUCCUCCAACUCCAACUCCAACACGUCCAAUAACACCCCCGCCAACACGUCCAACACUGGCACGACAAACAACUUCGCACCAUCCCCUUCUUCGUCUUCGUCUGCAUCCUCCUCCAAUACAUCGACGACCGGCCAGAAGAACUCCGCGCCAUCGUGCCAGAACAAGCGCCGCCGAAGACGCUCGCUCGUCGACGUUGAUGUGAGCCCGAUCAAGCGUUCGAACCUCAUCGAGGGCGUAAAGGCGCACAGGAGAAGGGCAAGCGCUGCUCCUGCUUGGUAA
Messenger RNA from Cyclocybe aegerita, 1656 nucleotides. NCBI's taxonomy places the organism in Eukaryota, Fungi, Basidiomycota, Agaricomycetes, Agaricales, Hemipholiotaceae. The record is from the annotation of a GenBank genome assembly.